This is a messenger RNA of Dioszegia hungarica, 303 nucleotides long. Its product is annotated as F1F0-ATPsyn F. NCBI's taxonomy places the organism in Eukaryota, Fungi, Basidiomycota, Tremellomycetes, Tremellales, Bulleribasidiaceae. The transcript is spliced from 4 exons. Gene Ontology annotation, biological process: proton motive force-driven ATP synthesis. The coding region runs from base 1 to 303 and encodes 100 amino acids. The record is from RefSeq and is a predicted model, not a curated record.
AUGUUCGCCUCAUCAGUCAGACGAUCGCUCGGGGGACUCAUCCCGCCCAAGAUUGCGACUCCAGGCGCGGUCUCAUCCGGCGGUACAUCUGCCCGGACCGCAUCAGUCAUCGAAUUCUACUCGAAGCUUCCCAAGGGACCCAAGCCCGAGUCGGAGCGUCCAGGAGGUCUCCGAGGCCGUUACUUUGAGGGCAAGAACGCUAGCGGUGCCCCCUUCCUCGCCACAAUUCUCAUCCUUUUCGGUCUUGGCUACACUAUCGACUACAACAUGCACUUGAAGCACCACAAGAACGGGCACCACUAG